UAAUAAACGAUGCAUCCAGCUGCUAUUGUAUUUAUCGUGGUAGGAGGGAUUGCAUGUCUUUGGGGUGGUUAUGAAGCUGGUAGCAAAAUCUUUGAUUGGAUUUCAUUUCGACGAGAACAACGACGAUAUGAAGAUUAUAUUCGACAUUAUCAUGAAGAAAAACAAGUAUUUUAUUCAUCUCCUCCUUCUUAUGAUGAUGAUGAUGAUGAUGCUAUUCCAUUAUCUUCUGCUUCCUAUAACCAGAACAAAGAAGAUUUAGAAAAUAUGGCAAGACAACUUGAGGAAAGAAGACAUGCAUUACAACAACAAAGACAAUUACUUGAACAAGAGGAAAGACAAUUACGACAACGACGCAUUCAUCAACGUGGCAAUAGUUUGAUGGGUUGGAAUAAGGAAGAUGAUAUUAACAUGUCAAGUUUCCCACGCACCCAAUCCAUUUCUUCUUCCAACCAAACUUGGUCUUCCGUUCAACCAUCCUCUGACACGACUCAGCAAUUAUCAUCCGAUGAUCGGCUCUCUGUUGAAGACGAUGCUUUUGGUGUACUUAGUUUAGCUUCCUCUUUUGAAGACCAUCCUUCAGAAAAUAAACCAAAAGCUACUUAGUAAAUAAAUAAAAGAAAAAAGACG
Molecule: messenger RNA, 627 nt
Organism: Halteromyces radiatus
Lineage: Eukaryota; Fungi; Mucoromycota; Mucoromycetes; Mucorales; Cunninghamellaceae
Exons: 2
Coding region: 10-603 (197 amino acids)
Source: RefSeq, a predicted model, not a curated record